This is a messenger RNA of Peniophora sp. CBMAI 1063, 1608 nucleotides long. Lineage: Eukaryota; Fungi; Basidiomycota; Agaricomycetes; Russulales; Peniophoraceae. The record is from the annotation of a GenBank genome assembly.
AUGCUUCUUCUCAAUCAUUACCUUUCUUCGCUCGUACUUCUCGGCACACCGACGUUCGCGGCAGUUGUGAGCCAGACGCUCACCAUCGCCAACGCGGAUAUCUCACCGGAUGGCUUCACUCGCUCGGCAUCCCUUGUCAACGGCACCUUCCCUGCUCCCUUUCUCUCCGGCAAUACGGGCGACAACUUUCAACUCAAUGUUGUGAAUAACCUCGACGAUACCACCCUUGACUUGGUUACCACUGUUCACUGGCACGGCCUCUUUCAAAAUCAUACCAAUGAAAUGGAUGGAGUAGACUCGGUCACGCAAUGCCCAAUCAUCCCGGGAAACUCAUUCUUGUACAACUUCAGUGUUCCGGAUCAGGCUGGCACAUAUUGCACGUAUAGCAAGCAAAGCUUCAUUUACGUCGCUCUCGCUCCAAAGCUCACGUUGACGAUUAGCCAUUACCAUGACCAGUACUGUGACGGUGUCCGUGGCGCUUUAGUUAUCUACGACCCCUCGGAUCCGCACGCAGAUCUCUAUGAUGUCGACGACGAAUCAACAAUCAUCACUCUUUCGGAUUGGUACCACUUUGUUAGCCCACAGGCUGCAGCGGUGAACACAGCAAAUUCGACACUCAUCAACGGGCUUGGUCGAUGGAGCGAUAGCACGGGAAGCGACCUCACAGCAGACCUUGCAGUGAUCACGGUCACCUCGGGUUCCCGCUACCGCAUGCGCCUUAUCUCUUUGUCUUGCGACCCCAACUUCGAAUUCUCCAUCGAUGGACACAACAUGACUAUCAUCGAGGUGGAAGGCGUGAACGUGCAGCCGCUCGUUGUCGACCAGAUCCAAAUUUACGCCGGUCAGCGCUACUCGUUCGUCCUGAACGCCGACCAGUCGCCCGAUAACUACUGGAUCCGCGCACUCCCGAACACCGGCAACACUACAUACGACGACGGCCUGAACAGUGCUAUUCUACGCUACAGCGGGGUUGAUGAGGUUGAACCGACCACAAACUCGUCUAUCUCUCAAGCUCUCGUCGAGACUGACCUACACCCUCUUGUGUCAACUCCCGUCCCCGGGACAGCAGGUGCAGGAAACGCAGACGUCAAUCUAGAACUUGAUAUCGCUUAUACGGGAACCGCAUUCACCAUCAACGGCGACGAGUACAUCUCGCCUUCAGUCCCCGUUCUCCUCCAGAUUCUCAGCGGCAACACAAGCGCAUCCAGUCUCCUACCAUCUGGUAGCGUGUACUACCUGGACAGAGACCAGACAGUUGAGAUCACCAUUCCUGGUGGUUCCGCUGGCUCCCCUCAUCCGUUCCAUUUGCACGGACAUACAUUCUGGGUCGUUCGUAGUGCAGGAAACGAUACAUACAACUACGAUGACCCGAUUGUGCGCGAUGUCGUCAACACCGGCAAUACCGGGGAUGAGGUGACCAUCCGUUUCACUACUGAGAACCCUGGACCUUGGUUCCUUCAUUGCCACAUCGACUUCCAUCUGAACUUUGGUCUGGCUGUCGUCAUGGCGGAGGCGCCUACUGAUGUUGCUUCCAAUGAAGAGAACGGCUCGCCCACUGCUGCUUGGGAGGCCCUCUGCCCGGCUUACAGCAACUACGUCGGCUCGUAG